AUGGGCCUCGAUAUUUGUGGUGGUGCUAUCAUUUCGAAAUAUACAAUUAUAACAGCAGCACAUUGUAUCGAUGUCUUAGAAUCGAAUUAUUUAAAGAUAAUUGCCGGGAGGCACAAUUUCGAAGUUGCACCAGUUGAACAUGAAGUAGAUGCUACUGCUUUACAUCCCUUAUAUAAUGAAAGGAAUAGAGAAUUUGAUGUAGCUCUAAUAAAACUAUUGCAACCGUUAGAUCUGAGUGUCUCCAAUGUGGACUUAAUUGAAAUUACAACAUCAAGUUAUCCAUUUGAUGCUGGUACAAAAGGAACUCUAGUUUAUUGGGAACUAGGUCAAGGUUCAAUGCUAUAUUAUGCAGAGGUCGAAUUGUGGCAACAAGAUAUUUGUUUAAAUUUUGCCACCGAAAAUUAUAGCGAUAUGCCUCCAGCAAGUAAUGCGAUAAUUUGUACUAGCAUACCAGAAGGUUCGUGUAUACCCGAUCAAGCUGGUUCUUUGAUUGUAAACGAUCAGCUUUGGGGUUUAGUGUCCUGGCAUUUAGACUGUGAUUCCGAAUAUAAACCGUUGGUUUUCACUAAUCUAGUGUUUGUUAAACAAUGGAUAGAUGAUAAUACUAGGCAUAAUUAA
Molecule: messenger RNA, 618 nt
Organism: Lucilia sericata (common green bottle fly)
Lineage: Eukaryota; Metazoa; Arthropoda; Insecta; Diptera; Calliphoridae
Product: trypsin-3-like
Exons: 1
Coding region: 1-618 (205 amino acids)
Biological process (GO): proteolysis
Molecular function (GO): serine-type endopeptidase activity
Source: RefSeq, a predicted model, not a curated record